Dama dama (fallow deer) is the source of this 1332-nucleotide messenger RNA. RefSeq names its product COMM domain-containing protein 3-like. Bases 411 to 998 code for a protein of 195 amino acids. The transcript has a single exon. Gene Ontology annotation, biological process: sodium ion transport. The record is from RefSeq and is a predicted model, not a curated record. Lineage: Eukaryota; Metazoa; Chordata; Mammalia; Artiodactyla; Cervidae.
UCUGGGCCUGGGCAUCCUAGUGCAAAAUCAUGUUUUAUGUGGCAACUGCAGAACUGAAUUUCUUUAAUCUGUCUGAUCCUAAAGGUUUGUUAAGGUAAAGAAUUCGGAGGAGACAGAGGAACAAAUGAGGAAUGGGAAACAAUGCAGAUUAAAGCCCAGGACUUUCCUAGAUUUCUGGACAUGAAACAAUCAAGUCUCAUCCAAAACUGUUUAAAUACAAGGUUAAAUUGAUCUAGGAGCUCAUCUCACUAUAGGCCAAGUUAAAGCAGUCUAAGUUAUACAGAAAAUAAAAUAGACAGUUUAUCUUUAUGAUAGCUAAAAAGAGAGCCUAUUUAUAGAAAAACAGCUACCCUGGAAUACCACUACAUCCCCUCCUCCUCCACAGAAAUGUCUUAAAAAUAACUGGUACAAUGGAGCUCUCGGAGUAUGUGCAGAAAGGCUUCCAGAUGCUGGCCGAUCCCGGCUCCUUCGACUCCAACACCUUCACGCUUCUCCUCCGGGCGGCUUUCCAGAGUCUGCUGGACGACCAGGCGGACGAGGCCAUGUUAGAUCACCCAGACUUGAAACAUAUUGACCCAGUGGUUUUAAAACAUUGUCAUGCAGCAGCUGUAACUUACAUACUGGAGGCUGGAAAGCAAAGAGCUGACAAAUCAACUCUAAGCACUUAUCUAGAAGACUGUAAAUUUGACAGCGAGAGAAUAGAAUUGUUUUGGACAGAAUAUCAGAAUAAUAGGAAUUCCCUAGAAAUCCUACUGGGAAGUAUAGGCAGAUCUCUCCCUCAUAUAACUGAUGCUUCUUGGCGUUUGGAAUAUCAGAUAAAGACCAAUCAACUUGAUAAGAUGUACAGACCUGCAUACUUGGUGACCUUAAAUGUAGAGAACACUGACUCCCGAUCCCACCCAGAGAUUAGUUUUAGUUGCAGCAUGGAACAAUUACAGGACUUAGUAGGAAAACUUAAAGAUGCUUUGAAAAGCCUGGAAAGAGCAACUCAGUUGUAACUUGGGAAAGUUAACGAUCUGCCCGGAUCUAGAGGAAGACCAGGAACGUCUUGCCGUCCGCUGAACCAUCAUUUCUGCAAGCUGGAUGUCUUCCUUUUCAGAACAGAUUUUUUUCUUUUGGAUUUCUGUCACUCAUAAGUUUUGACACUUUAUUUUUUUACACCUCUGGAAGGGUUAAGAGGGAAUUUCUGCCUAAGUAUUUGAAUCUUUAGUAUUAUCCGUACACUUGAUCCCAUUUGAUCUUUUCCACGUCUUCCAAAAGGAAGUAGACAGUAUUACAUUCUGAAUAAAUAAGUUGUUCCCACAAAAAAAAAAAAUAACUGGUUCAGGAAUA